ACCACAGAUCUGUCUUCAGAUCCAGUUUGGAUGUGGAGGAUUCUGAGGCUGGUUCCUGUAGCUUUCUGUAGACAAAGGUCUGCUGUGUUUUCUCUUCAUUAGUCUUCUUUUCUGUCUCCUUUCUUGUUUUUUUUUUCCCCCUCCUCAUAUUUCUGUUUGGCUGUUUCUAUCAUUUCCUGGCGCCUGUGCCCUCACUCUGCCUCCUUUGUCACAUCUGACGCCUUUAGACGGUAAGUGGCUUUUCUUGUUGCCAGCUGAGUUUUUGUUUCUUCUUUUCUUUUUUUUUUUCAGCUCUCUGUCAGCGUGUGCGUCGUUCUCUCAUGGAGUCGUAGUUUAAAGUGUCUGUUAAAUUUGAGAGGAAACAAAAAGAAUCUGUGUGAAAUGAGAACUUUGUAACUCGUUUAGUGUUUAAAAACUUUAAAAAAACAGAAGAAUGUUGAACAGAAUAAAUAUUUAGUAGAUGCUGAAUUUGGUCCAAAGUCUGUUUACAUAAAAUUAAUAAUGCCUGGUAAACAUGUUUUUCAAAAUUGAAAUGAGGCUUCUUUUUUUGUUUCAGAACAAGAUGAUAAAUUUGAGUUUCUUAAGGCUGUUCAGAGCAGCUCGUCUCAUCAAGCUGCUGCGACAAGGCUACACCAUCCGCAUCCUGUUGUGGACCUUUGUUCAGUCCUUCAAGGCCCUGCCCUACGUCUGCCUGCUUAUCGCCAUGUUGUUCUUCAUCUACGCCAUCAUCGGGAUGCAGGUGUUCGGUAACAUCAAACUGAUUGACGAGACGGCCAUAAAUCAUCACAACAACUUCCAGACCUUUUUCCACGCCCUGACCCUCCUGUUCAGGAGUGCGACAGGUGAGGCGUGGCACGAGAUCAUGCUGGCCUGCCUCAGCAACCGGCCGUGCGACGAACUCUCGGGAACGUCGGGGAAGGAAUGCGGAAGCGACUUUGCCUACUUCUACUUCGUCUCCUUCAUCUUCCUCUGCUCCUUCCUGAUGUUGAAUCUGUUUGUGGCCGUCAUCAUGGACAACUUUGAGUAUCUAACACGAGACGCCUCCAUCCUCGGGCCUCACCACCUCGAUGAGUUCAUCCGAGUGUGGGCAGAGUACGACCCUGCUGCCUGCGGACGCAUAUCUUACRGUGACAUGUACGAGAUGCUUCGCGACAUGUCCCCUCCGUUAGGUUUGGGGAAGAAAUGUCCUCCCAGAGUGGCCUACAAGCGUCUGGUGAGGAUGAACAUGCCGAUCGCCGACGACAACACGGUUCAUUUCACCUCCACGCUGAUGGCUCUGAUCAGAACCGCCCUGGAGAUCAAGCUGGCGUCUGGUGUCCUGGCUCAGCGCUUGUGUGACGUCGACCUGAAGAGGGAGAUCGGCCGGGUCUGGCCCAACCUGCAGCCGAAGACCGUGGACCUGCUGGUGACGCCACAUAAAUACAACGAGYUGACGGUGGGGAAAGUCUACGCCGCUCACAUGAUCUUUGACUUCUACAAACAGAACCGAGCCAAAAAACUUGAAGAGCAGAACCCGUCUGGAGGUCCUCAGAGUAAAUUGGGAGCGCUCUUCCGUCCCGUGCUGCCGUUCAGUCACAUUCACGCCGCCGAGCCRCCGGUGUCCAGCCCCAAAACACCGGUCCCACCAGAACCUGAGCCGGAUGCAAAACCAGAAGCCCCGCCCACCAGCACCACCAGGGAAAUGAUAUUAAAGCAGAGGGUCAACAUCAAACACUCGCAGUCUGGAGACGUGUCUCAGGCGGCACAGAGAGCCACAGCCAGCAGGAGGCUGCAGAGAGGCCAGUCAGAGGACGUGCAGUUCUCAGUGAGGCUGCAGGAGCCGUUUGAAGCGAAGCAGGCCGAGAACGUCUCYGACUCAGAAGGAUGCCCGAGCCUGGAGGGCCACGGCCGAGCAGCGUCUCUGCCCCGGCUCAACGCAGAGUACUACCGGAGCCACCCUGGCCACGCCCCCGGGACCCACCUGGCACCGAUCGUCGACCUCAGCCCCAUGAGGCGUUCAGCGUCCUCGCUGACACCACAGCGCCACCAGCAGGAGGAAGUCGGGCUGAGGAGCUACGACCUGGAGCGCGUGCAUCGGACYCAACCUCCCGCAGACCCGGAACAGGUCCAGGUCCAGGACAGAGCCCACCACCAUCACCACCACCACCGCUGCCAUCGACGGCGGGACAAAGACAAGAAGCCUUUAGAGAAAAUGUUGUCGGUGCCGCCUUCCAGUACCGUCGGUUCCUUUACGGACCCCMCAGACGAAGACUUGUCCGGAGAGCGAGUGAGGGAGCGGGAACGCAGCCGUCCCCAGGAGAGGAGGCACCACUCCUCUGCAGGAGAGAAGCAGCGGUACUACUCCUGCGAGCGUUACGGCAGCAGGGAGCAGUGUCACACCAGGUCAGCCGGUCCCAGCCGGUCCACGUCUCCAGGGGAGGGUCAGGACUCUGAGUUCCUCAAACAGGUGAGCGUUGUGGCUAAAGGUGGUACGAACACACAGCUGCGUGGUCGCAGACAGCUCCCGCAGACGCCGCUCACGCCUCGUCCCGCCGUGGCCUUCAAGUCCGUCUCCUCCUCCUCGGCUCCUUUACCGGCGACGGGGCACCAGACCCGCUUCGGGCGGGGCCCGUCGGAGCACGACCGCCUGCUCGUGGGCCACGGCGACUCCUCGAUUCCCAUCACCUGCCUCGGCUCGGACGCCAGCUCGACCCGGCAGCAGCCGGACCCCUCUCAGCGMGUCCUCCUGGAGGGGGGCGAGGACUUUCAGGAUGCGGCGAGCAGUCACGGAGGCGGACACUCCACCAGGACCGCUGCGUCCUCCGCGGCGGCGUCCUCGCAGGGGACGGCGGCCGUGGCGCAGAGGCGGGCGGGGGGAGUGCCCAACGGGUACCACUUCACCCUGGGGUCCGCCAGCAGAGGAACGGGCGGUCUCAGGGAGCGGGAGGAGGACGACUGGUGCUGAACGGAGGAAGUUCAGCUUCAUCCCCUUUACUUGCACUGAAGUUCUCGCACAUGUGAAGACACCAAACCCUUGGCCUUGGUUUCUAAACUCACUGCAGCCCGAGAYAAAAGCCAAAAUGUUUCUGAGUGAAGCUGUGAACUGAACGCCUCAUUCCYGAUCCCAUCAUGGCUGCUCACAACACCGUUUGACUUUUUAUGGGUCCUUCUGUUUCUUUUUUUAUGGUUUAUUUAGCUGUCACUCCAGUGAAGCACACAAGUUUGUUUAUUUGCCAAAGCAGAUUAGAAAACUAGUUUUCAUUCAGGUCUUAAAACUCUGAUUUAUCACCUAACAAACACCAGGGAUGCACCGAUACCAGCUCAGAGACUGAGUAUUUAUUUAUAUUAACUAUCCCGACAUUGUUUACCUGUCAAUGGCGCCAUGGCGUUGUUUGCUAACYGCUAAUAAAAAUCAGAAGAAGAAACCAAAUGUAGGUGUUUUAACGAGAUUGACUGAGCAGAAGAAGAAAUACAGAUCUGAGCCCGAGUUUCCUGACAAUCUCAUCACUCAGUCUCUGGCAGGAGGAUGAAAACCUCCAGGAGAAGCAGAGCUGGGGAUCCAUCGAGCAGUGAGCUAACCGCUGCUUAACGAGCUGUUUAAUGAGGAUUAGUUAAGGCGCUAGGCUAAYGCUUCAAAAUAAACUUGUUGCCGCCUCUGAUCCAGGUGUCAAGUUUUUUUCUUGUCAAAUUUACAACAUUUAGGUGUCAGAAGAAUAUUUGUUUAAGUGUAAUGAUAUUUAUUACUACUCUCAUCAAUACACAUUAUUGACAAGUACUCAAAAGUAAGUAUUUGUACUCAGUUUAAAAGAGUGUGGUAUCGGUGCAUCCGUACUCAACAGUCUUUGUUUGGCGUGUUUUUCUAAACAAGGUGUUUCAGAGGACGGUCGGAACGGAGGGACUCUGAKUUUCUGACAUUAAGUGGCUAAAUACUAAGUGCCUCGUUUACCGCCAUGUGUCGCAGCCUCGCCGCGGAUCAGACGGACUUUACUGGAACAGAGCGGCUGGGAUACACAGAACAAAUACGUGUUGAUAUUAAUGCAAAAAACAAACAUUUUUUUUGUACUUUUGUGGUAGGUAAAUCAGAAUUUGUCCAGUUAAUCCAAAGUAGUGCAUGAGAGGGGUGUCACAGUGUGGUGUCUGUACUUUUUGUCUAAAGGGUUUGUGGUUUGUUGCCUUUCUCUUUCAGAUCUACAGAAAAAAAAUGAUGUCCGGAUGAAGGAAAAGUGCCAUUUUGUAAUAUUUCAGAAGCACCUGCCUCCUGCAGCAUGUAUUCUGUUUAAUCUCUGCCAUACAGACCCAAGUUUAUCUUCUGGUUGAGUCGAGGUUCGUGAACCCCACAAAAAGUCAAAUUAAAAAGAGUUGUGUUGUUGCAGAUGACUGUUGAUUUAAAAGAUGUAGGGCUAUGCAACAAGACGACACUUCCUCUGCCCCGUAGCUGUACCCCCUGCAGAGUCCAGGUCCUGGUUUUAGUUCGACUGUGAGCAGACUUCUACAUGUGUGUAUGAAGGUUUGUAAAAAUCAGAUGUAUUAUAUGAUGUACAGCUAAAUGAGACAAACAUCAUCAAAGCCUUUUUUUUCUUCAUAUUUUCCUGCCUGCUCUGAAAGAAACUACAGAAAAUAUGAAAACUGUGGCUCCAGUUGUGUUUUUAAAGGAUUUCAAAUUUGACCCGUUUAUUUGGGCUCAACAUUAAAAAGGUAAGGCUUUGAUGUGUGUUCUGUGUUUGCUUUCACCAAUAAAAACAUGAGGAAAGAUCAAAAGAUGAACCAGA
This is a messenger RNA of Austrofundulus limnaeus, 4748 nucleotides long. RefSeq names its product calcium channel, voltage-dependent, N type, alpha 1B subunit, b (gene cacna1bb). NCBI's taxonomy places the organism in Eukaryota, Metazoa, Chordata, Actinopteri, Cyprinodontiformes, Rivulidae. The record is from RefSeq and is a predicted model, not a curated record. Gene Ontology annotation, molecular function: high voltage-gated calcium channel activity; calcium ion binding. Gene Ontology annotation, biological process: chemical synaptic transmission; calcium ion import across plasma membrane. Gene Ontology annotation, cellular component: voltage-gated calcium channel complex; membrane; neuronal cell body. The coding region runs from base 515 to 2944 and encodes 809 amino acids. The transcript has 16 exons.